UGUGGUUUGGAUUCUCUGCUCUUUUGCGUUGCUUGGGAGUCUCUGUCCUGCUCUAUUGCUCUCCACAGCAUCUGAACCUUUUCCACUCUCUCUUUUUUCUUUUAUCCUCAUUCCCCUGCUCCCCCUUCUCUCUCUCUCUCUCUCUCUCUCUCUCUCUCAUGUUCUCCCCGUGUAUAAAAUCUCUGCUUCCUCUGAGAGCUUUGUGGCUGCACGCAGGCAGCAGGAGAGACACACAAACCACCUCAGUCUCUCUCCUCCUUCUUUCUCUGUUUCACACUCUCUCUCUCUUUCUCUCUCUCACAAACACACGCACACACACACACACACACACACACACAUGCACAGAUGCAAGGGUCUACCUGCCUGUUCACUUCACUCCUUGACAUCCACCCCGGAACUGUCAGGAGAAAUACUGCAGUGAGAAUCCCAGCAUCUCCGGGUUUUCCCUUCUCCUCGUCGUUCUCCCAGCUCUGUCGCUCCUUCCUCCUCGAGACGCCGCUGCCAUGAACCUGCCUUCUCCCCGUUGCUAAGGGAAGCGGAGCUGCGAGGAGCCCGACAAGGCGCUGAUUUCUCACUGAGCCCGGGGACCACAGACAUGGCUCAGGCGUCCCGGGACCAGGGGGGGGUGGGGACAGCCGACCCAGACGAGGACUCCCCCAACAUGAUUGUCUACAGAAAGAUCGAAGACGUGGUGAAACGUCUCCAGGACGAGGAAAUGGGGGUGCCCAUCCGCACGGUCAAGAGCUUCCUGUCCAAGAUCCCCAGCGUAGUCACGGGUACAGAGAUCAUCCAGUGGUUAUUGAAGAAUCUCUCCAUUGACGAUCCAGCUGAAGCGAUUCAUCUCGGCAGCCUCAUAGCCGCCCAGGGCUACAUCUUUCCCAUCUCCGACCAUGUGCUCACGCUGAAGGAUGAUGGGACAUUCUACCGCUUCCAGGCCCCGUAUUUCUGGCCCUCCAACUGCUGGGAGCCGGAGAACACGGAUUACGCCAUUUACCUCUGCAAGAGGACCAUGCAGAACAAAGCCCGACUGGAGCUGGCCGACUUUGAGGCGGAGAACUUGGCUCGGUUGCAGAGGGCCUUCGCGAGGAAAUGGGAGUUCAUCUUCAUGCAGGCAGAAGCCCAGGUCAAGAUUGACAGGAAGAAGGACAAAACAGAGAGGAAGAUCCUCGACAGUCAGGAGAGGGCAUUCUGGGACGUGCAUCGACCAGUGCCAGGCUGCGUAAAUACCACUGAGAUGGACAUCCGCAAGUGCCGGCGUGAGAAGAACCCGCAGAAGGUGAAGAAGUCAGUGUACGGGGUGACGGACGACACGCCGACUCACAGCCCAGUCCACAUGCCGUCCCAGCCCAUCAGGAAGGCAACCAAAGAAGAUGUGCAGAAGGAGAUAUCAUUCCUCAACACCCAGCUGGACAGACACUGCAUGAAAAUGUCCAAAGUCGCCGACAGCCUGAUGAGUUACACCGAGCAGUUCAUGGACUAUGACCCCUUCAUCUCAAUGCCAGAGCCCUCCAACCCCUGGAUCAGUGAGGACACCAUUUUCUGGGACCUGGAGGCCAGCAGCAAGGACCCCAGCCAGCAGCGGGUGAAGAAGUGGGGCUUCUCGCUGGAUGAGGCUCUCAAAGACCCUGCGGGCCGAGACCAGUUCCUGAAGUUCCUGGAGUCUGAGUUCAGCUCUGAGAAUUUGCGGUUCUGGCUGGCAGUGCAGGACCUAAAGCGGCGCCCCCUGCAGGACGUCCCCCGUAGGGCCCAGGAGAUCUGGCAAGAGUUCCUGGCUGAGGGCGCGCCCAGCUCCAUCAAUUUGGACUCGCACAGCUACGAGCGAACCAGCCAGAACCUCAAGGACCCGGGUCGCUACAGCUUCGAAGACGCCCAGGAGCACAUCUUCAAGCUUAUGAAGAGUGACAGCUAUGCACGCUUCCUGCGCUCCAACGCCUACCAGGACCUGCUGCUGGCCCGGAAGAAGCCUGAGAGUGAGCAGGGCCGACGCACCUCACUGGAGAAGUUCACCCGCAGCGUGGGCAAAUCGCUGACGGGGAAACGGCUGACGGGUCUCAUGCAGUCCUCUUGACAGGACUUGGACCUGGAAUAGCUGUCUCCACGCAGCGAGAGGAGCACUGGGGAGAUGGGGCUGUAGUGUGGAGGCGGAGGCCAGUGGGGGAGGAGCCGAACCGAGGCAGGAAACGGACUGUAGGUCUCUCUCACCCUCCUCGCUGUGCCUCACCUGAACUUCCAAGGUGAUAAGCAAUAAUUCACCAAUAAAACGGGACGACCGUGUCUUCAUGUCGUUUAAGGACAGAACUGGGACUGCUUUGUUUAAUAAAAUAUCCCUAUGUAUAAGCAUACAUGGACUCUAGUGCCAGCUUAUAAUCAAGAGAUGAAGACAUAUAACCCUGUUAGAUUUCAGCUUGGAGAGAUAACCGUGUCACAGGAUACAGUGUCAAGGCUCAAGGGCUUUGAUUUGAUCUGGCUAGCUGUGUCGCACUGGAAAGCAUCACAGGAGGUAAAGCCUGUUCAUUUCAGCACUGACCUACGGCAGCCACUAGGGGGCUGAAAAAAACUCAAAAAAAUCUAUUGCGUUUUGGUGCCAGAUCAACGUAUUGUUUGCGCCGUGUUCUUGCUGUGACAGAUUAAUGUUCAAAAAAAUAAGUCCUAUGAAGACAGUAAUGGUGAAAAGAUGGGUUUGUGUAUAAGCUGUAGUGCUGUUUUGUGUAACUGUGAAAAAAACAUUUAUCCAUCAUCAUCAUGCAAGGGGCCAGUCUCUGUUUAAACCCAAAAUCUCAGAGCCUUGGCCAUAAGGUCUCCCAAAAGAAAAUCCAGAUGUUCAUUUUCCACAGGGGUUGGCGUCAGCUCCUUGUUCACGCAAUGUACAAGUGUUACGUAUAAUCUUUUCUAGACCAAAAGAGCAAAGGUGUUAGGGGCCCCAUGGAUCGAGUGAUGCGACUCUGUAUGACUCUCACCUGCUGUCUCGUCUUGGAUAUUGUUUAAGAUUCCGCAAAUGGAUGGUGACCAUCAGUUCCACAGAGCUGCUUACUUCCAAAGAGGGAAAUGAUUUGUCAGGGAAAUCCAGUAAUGUGUUGUAAAUUGCGUGGCUGAGAUUAUUGAGACAACAAGAAUGCAGGACUUGUCAGUGACGUACUGCACGAGUUCCCCUUCUCCCCCAUCAUAAUGUAAAAACACUCCUGUGUGGUAGAAGGUCUCCUCUUGAGGAUGUCAUAUUGUCCUUCUCCUUCUUCACCCUCUAUUACACCCCAGGGUUCCUGUACACCGAUAGAAGAAACCCGGAAACUCCUGUUCAAUCUUCUUUUUUGGUGAUCGUAAAUAAAAGAUGAACGUAAGCCUUUUUCAGUUUAAAAGCCACAGGACGCCAACACAUUAAACUGUAGCGAUAAGUGACCAAUGUGCUGGUCUCCACGCCGGCGCUGACAGGUGUCAGGGUGUAGAAGCCUGUAUUGUGUUCUGCAUGUGUUCGCAGCAAGUCUGUCUAUGCUGCCGUGUAAAAUGCUUAUGUGUGUGUGUGUGUGUGUGUGUGUUUACAUGUGUCUGUGUUUCUUUUGCAAUCUGGCUGGAGAGUUGCUGGUGACUGGUUUUCAGUUUCCAUUGACAGAGCUCCCAAAACUGUGGUUUGCCUGCGUUAGCUGGCAACGAAUCGGCGACUACAGUGGACUGAACAGGAAGUGGCUGGUUGAACAGGAAGUGGCUGGUUGAACAGGAAGUAGUCUGGAAGGAAGCAUUUCCAAGCAUCACUGGGCCAUUAGUGUACCAUGGACUGCAUCUGCAUUUUCGCUCUAUGGCUCGAAACAUACAGCGGCUGGCUCCUUUGCUGCCCCCCCCCCCCCCCCCCCCCCCCCCCCCCCC
Molecule: messenger RNA, 3855 nt
Organism: Paramormyrops kingsleyae
Lineage: Eukaryota; Metazoa; Chordata; Actinopteri; Osteoglossiformes; Mormyridae
Gene: rgs6
Product: regulator of G protein signaling 6
Biological process (GO): intracellular signal transduction; G protein-coupled receptor signaling pathway; regulation of G protein-coupled receptor signaling pathway
Cellular component (GO): neuron projection; cytoplasm
Molecular function (GO): GTPase activator activity
Source: RefSeq, a predicted model, not a curated record